GAAGGAAAAUAUAUUGGAGAGGAGACCAUGAAUGAAAGGGUAUAUAAUGACCAUGACCAAUUUCAGGUCUCGUCGUCUACUCUUCACAAGCCCACACAACUGCUAUUGCUACUACUAGACCCUAGAAAAUGUCCCAACCGCCGGCUACUAACCAUCCCGCCGGCGUCCAUACUAAACCUCAACUCUCCUCCGCCACCAUCGUCGCACCGGAAGAUUGCUCGAAAGCUCCGUCACGACUUCAUCCACCUAAAAUAGUAGUGCUAGCUGAUCUCAACGUUGACCCACCUACUGAUACUGACGCCCUAGAUACUUUUCCAAGGUUGAAUAAUGAAGAAAACAAUCAAGAUAAAAUCAGUUUGUUGGGGAAAGAUUCUGACACAGUUGAACUAGAAGGUAAACAAUCUAAAAAAUUGGGGAAGUCGCGAUCACGAAUUGGUAAGAUGGAAUUCCCUAUUGAUUGUGGAGCUGAUGCUGAAGGUGAUCAUAACAGUCCAGGUGUGCCCUCAUCUCGUGAGGAAAAAGUCAGCAGCCUUAAAACAGGCUUGGUACAUGUUGCCCGAAAGAUGCCUAAGAAUGCCCAUGUUCAUUUUAUACUUGGCCUAAUGUAUCAAAGGAUGGGACAACCACAGAAGGCUGUUUCAGCAUAUGAAAAGGCCGAAGAAAUAUUGCUUCGUGGUGAUGAAGAUAUUGACAGGCCAGAUUUGCUUUCUUUGGUUCAGACUCAUCAUGCACAGUGUAUUUUGCUGGGAAGUUCAGAAGAUUAUGGUUCAGGCAAAGAAUUGGAGGGUAAGGAGCUUGAAGAAAUUCUUUGCAAGUUAAAUGAGUCAAUGAAAUCUGAUGUUAGACAGGCAUCUGUUUGGAACACUUUAGGUGUAUUGCUACUCAAAGCGGGUCGUUUGCAGAAUGCUAUAUCAGUACUUUCAUCUUUGUUGGUGGUAGCUCCUGAAAACUUGGAUUGCAUCGGGAACCUUGGAAUGGCUCAUCUUCAAAAUGGAAACUUGGAGCUUUCAGCAAAAUGUUUCCAAGACCUGAUCUUAAAAGACCAAAACCAUCCAUCCGUUUUUAUCAACUAUGCUGCCCUUCUUUUGUGUAAAUAUGGUUCCGUGGUUGCAGGUGCCGGGGCGAAUGCUGAUGAUGGGGCUUGUGAGGAUAGAGUUACUGCAGUUAAUGUUGCUAAGGAAUGUUUGUUAGCUGCUGCAAAAGCAGAUCCAAAAGCUGCUCAUGUAUGGACCAAUCUUGCUAAUGCAUAUUACAUGGCUGGUGAUCAUAGAAACUCUGGGAAGUGCUUGGAGAAGGCUGCAAAAUUGGAGUCCAAUUGUUUGGCAACUCGAUAUGCUGUUGCAGUUCAUCGAAUCAGGGAAGCUGAAAGGUCUCAAAAUCCUAGUGAACAACUUUCCUGGGCUGGAAAUGAAAUGGCUUCAAUACUAAAGGAAGGUGACUCUCUUGCAGUCGAGCUCCCUAUAGCCUGGGCAGGGCUUGCCAUGGUUCACAAGUCCCAGCAUGAAAUUGCAGCUGGAUUUAAAAUCGAAGAAAAUGAAUUAAUGGAGGUUGAAGAACGGGCAAUAUACAGUUUAAAACAGGCAAUAUCAGAGGACCCUGAUGAUCCAGUACAAUGGCAUCAACUUGGGCUUCACAGUCUCUGUACCCAAAACUUCAAAACAUCCCAAACAUACCUCAAGGCCGCAGUUGCUCGUGACAGCCAAUGCUCUUAUGCUUGGUCAAACCUAGGUAUCUCUCUGCAACUAUCGGAGACAUCAUCUUUACAAGCCGAAGAAGUAUACAAGCGCGCCUUGUCACUGGCAAAACCGCAACAGGCACAUACAAUCUUUUGUAACCUGGGAAACUUUUACCGUCAGCAAAAACAAUAUGAAUAUGCAAAAGCCAUGUUCACCAAGUCUCUGGAGCUGCAGCCUGGUUAUGCCCCUGCAUAUAACAAUCUAGGGCUUGUAUUUGUUACCGAAAGGCGAUGGGAAGAAGCGAAAUUCUGCUUCAACAAAGCGCUUCAGGUCGAUCCGCUGCUCGACGCGGCUAAAUCUAACAUGAUUAAAGCAGCAGCUAUGUGUAGAGUAUGUGCACCACUUCUAAAUUAGGUUUGUGUGUGAAUAUUGAGAGAAAUGUGUUACUCAGUUUUGGGAUAUUAGUGUGUGUGUAAUCUGUACAUAAUGCAUAUAUUUAGUUCUUUAAUUUUCACCAUUAACCAAAUGGUUUGAAUUUAUGCGACUU
Cynara cardunculus var. scolymus (artichoke) is the source of this 2223-nucleotide messenger RNA. Its product is annotated as probable UDP-N-acetylglucosamine--peptide N-acetylglucosaminyltransferase SPINDLY. Bases 129 to 2090 code for a protein of 653 amino acids. Gene Ontology annotation, molecular function: protein binding. The record is from RefSeq and is a predicted model, not a curated record. The transcript has 11 exons. NCBI's taxonomy places the organism in Eukaryota, Viridiplantae, Streptophyta, Magnoliopsida, Asterales, Asteraceae.